Molecule: messenger RNA, 1379 nt
Organism: Aspergillus welwitschiae
Lineage: Eukaryota; Fungi; Ascomycota; Eurotiomycetes; Eurotiales; Aspergillaceae
Exons: 1
Coding region: 662-1078 (138 amino acids)
Source: RefSeq, a predicted model, not a curated record
GAUGUAAAGAAGCUUCCGAGGCGCUAGAAGUAUCUCGGAAAAGGUGUCAGAUAUUAGCUGCCUUGGACUUGAAGAGACCAUCCUAUAACGUUGAACCCUGGAAAUGCAAAGCGUGUCGCUUCAAGUACUCACAGUUCUCUCCUUAUCCUGGAAAUUCUUUCACAUGAAUCUCCAGCUGAAGGCCGGAGUAAGAGCUUCUAGAGAUACUAAGAUGAUGCAGCCUAUUUCAGCGGAAGAGGGUAGCACAAGUAGAGAGCAAAAUGUGCAGUGGAACAUAAGACUGAAAACCGAAGAAUGACGAGGAUAUAGGAGGGUAUAAGUUGAGCCCGCAAAUAUUAGACUAGCGUGGUAGUUCACAUGACCUUGGAGUGAAGAGAGCAGAGCAGUAGAUUGGAAGUUACCAACACAUCUACCUAGAAAUGACCCCCAAAAUGCCAACAACAUGGCCGAAUGCACGGAGCAGUGAAGAUGGCCGGCAUCUGUCAGCCAGCAUCACCUAAAUCUCCGGGGGAAACAAAGGCUGUCAAUCUAAUGAAUACCGAUCUUCGAAUAUCAACACGCCACAUGCUCAGCUAAGUGUGAUAACGUUCCCACGGAGUAUUCCAUUCACGACACCCGCCACGUACGACCAUGCAGGCGAGAUGGAACUAUUGACUACCUAAUGCACAAGCCAAAUCCCUCAUCCCACUGGGCGGUAAAUCCACAGGCCAUGUGGAAUCGAGGAAGGACCCGAGUGCUCCGAUGCAAGGCCAUCAAAUUUCGUCACGUCCGUCGGCUAAGAGUCCCACAUGGUGGAAGGCUUGCUCGUGAAUCCUUCCAUGACAGCAAGCAUACAUGGCACAAUCCCAUCCAGUCCAGCCGAGACCAUAUCACACUUAUCGACAGCCUUAGGCGGGGUAAUGGAACCACGACCACGCCAUUCUGGAAGCCCACCUCUCACAGAUGGAGGGUUAGCGCUGUGCAGAUGCAGGAAAUCAAUAGUUCCUGCAAGGUCUUAUCAGGUGGGGGCCAGCUGAGCGUGCACUGUAGACUUCGGCAUUCUAUGGCGCGUGAUUUCCGGAGCGGGGUGGCCUGGUAGGCGCAUGGGGUGUUGGCUGACAAGCCUGGAUUGAAUGAAUGUGCGGGAAAGAGGGCGAUUCUUUGCAGUCAAUGUUGGUGCAGCGAGAUGUUGGAUAUGUUGCUGUUGGAAGGGGUACUGCCGUUGGACCGAUAGGGCUAUCACAACCGUUGGUGAAAGUCCAGUUCAGCCUUGGGUUGGUAUUGAUGGGGUCCAAAGAGAAAGAAGUGAUCCGGACUCUGGCUAGUAAUAUUAAUCGACGCUAAAAUAAAUUGGUCCACCAGUCAGCUUCCAGUGUUAGCGUGUUCUGUGCUCAACCUGC